Zasmidium cellare ATCC 36951 is the source of this 996-nucleotide messenger RNA. RefSeq lists its product as uncharacterized. The record is from RefSeq and is a predicted model, not a curated record. Gene Ontology annotation, molecular function: GTP binding. The transcript has a single exon. NCBI's taxonomy places the organism in Eukaryota, Fungi, Ascomycota, Dothideomycetes, Mycosphaerellales, Mycosphaerellaceae. Bases 1 to 996 code for a protein of 331 amino acids.
AUGGCAGAUUCCAUCGUAAGUAAGCUGGACCUCGAAAAGACGUCUGCGCCGAUGAUCUUGAUCAUUGGGCAGACCGGCGCUGGAAAGAGCCACUUCUGCAACAAGGUAUUAGGCGACGACUUUGAGGAAGUUCGAGAAUCGGCACAUCUUUCGUCCUGUACAUCGAAGCCGGAACUGGUCUCUGCUAAAGUCGACGGCAACGAAUACCUUCUCGUCGACACACCAGGCUUCAACGAUACAUGGAAAGACUUGCGCCGUUCAGAUGCAAAGAUUCUGGGAGAGAUCGCUCAAACUUUGACUCUCCAGAGCCAACUUGGUGUUCACCUUCGUGGAAUCCUGUAUCUGUACGAUAUCAUGGCAAAGCGAAUGACAGGCGAGACGUUGCGCCAAUUCGAACUCAUUAAACGCAUUUGCGGAGAGCAAAACUAUGGCAAUGUGCUCUUGGUGACGACACACUGGCCGGAGCGUAUCGAAGACCAGAAGAAGCAGCACUGCGCCGUGCGAGAAGGCGACCUUCGAAGAGACUUUUGGAAGGAAAUGAUCGCAGGUGGAUCUGUUAUGUGUCGCUUCGAUGACCAGCACAAGACUGCCAAAGCAAUAAUCAGAAGACUUGCAAGCAAGCCGAACAUUACUCUUGAACUUCAGCAAGAAAUGGCAAAGAACAAGAGCUUGAAGGGCACUUCGGCCUUCUCAUUCAUUGUAAAAGCUCGGCAAGAGGACGAAGAGAAGGCGAAGGCAGCGAAAGCCCAGAAUCGGCCGUCUCUGGACGACGAUGCCACGCUCUGCAACGUGAACCUGGACAGCAUCGACAUCCGCAAGGAUGAUGAACGCAGACUCAACGAUGACAUUGUCCAGCGAGUCCAGGCUGCCAUCGAAGAGCAGAAUGAAGAGGCUAGAAAACGGGAGAAGAAAGCUUCCGUAAAGGACAUCUUCCGUUGGAUUAUCGGACUCUCAUCACUUGCAAUGGGCGUUGCACAAGUCGCUCUCCAGUGCUGA